Ilex paraguariensis (yerba mate) is the source of this 1576-nucleotide messenger RNA. Lineage: Eukaryota; Viridiplantae; Streptophyta; Magnoliopsida; Aquifoliales; Aquifoliaceae. The record is from the annotation of a GenBank genome assembly.
GAGGUCCUCCAAUUGUUUGCAUCUGUGGGUGAGAGCUUCUUCACAGAGUCGACGAAGAAGACGACAUCGCUGGACAGAACGAAGAACACAGCUUCUUCUUGAGAUGCUUGUUUGGAGCAAGAUCCUGAGAGUAAAGCGGCUUGCGAGACCUGUGCCGAAACAAAUGUGGUUAUGAUCCUUGGUGAGAUAACCACCAAGGCAAAGGUGAACUAUGAGAAGAUUGUCCACGACACGUGCAGAGGCAUUGGAUUUGUGUCUCCUGAAGUUGGUCUUGAUGCCGAUAGUUGCAAGGUUCUUGUCAAUAUUGAACAACAAUGCCCUGAAAUUGCCCAGGUUGUUCAUGGUCACUUCACCAAGAAACCUGAGGAGAUUAGAGCUGGUGACCAAGGACACAUGUUUGGUUAUGCGACCGAUGAAACCCCUGAGCUGAUGCCACUAACCCAUGUUCUUGCUACUAAACUUGGAGCCAAACUCACAGAGGUGAGAAAGAAUGGAACUUGCCCCUGGCUCAGGCCUGAUGGUAAGAUCCAAGUGACUGUUGAGUACAGUAAUGAGAUGGGGGUGAUGAUCCCAUUGAAGGUCCACUCUGUUGUUAUCUCAACCCAACAUGAUGAGACCGUCUCAAACGAGCAAAUUGGAAAGGACUUAAAGGAGCAUGUGAUUAAGCCGGUCAUUCCUUCCAAGUACAUUGACGACAAGACAAUUUUUCACCUCAACCCAUUAGGCCGAUUUGUUAUUUGUGGGCCUCGUGGGGAUGCAGGGCUAACUGGUAGGAAGAUUAUAGUCGACACAUGGUGGCUGGGUGCCCAUGGCGGUGGUGCCUUCUCAGGAAAGGAUCCCAGCAAGGUGGAUCGUAGCGGUGCAUAUAUAGCCAGGCAGGCUGCAAAGAGUGUGGUGACUUCAGGGCUUGCCCGUCGAUUUAUUGUGCAAGAUUCUUAUGCAAUAGGUAUGCAAGAACCAUUAUCAGUAUUUGUUGACACUUACAGAACGGGGAAGAUUCCAGACAAGGAUAUUCUGGUUCUAAUCAAGCUGAACUUUGAUUUCAAGCCAGGGAUGGUUUCAAUCAAUCUUGAUUUGAAAAGAGGAGGCAACUUCAGGUAUCAGAAGACUGCUGUUUAUGGCCAUUUUGGCCGUGAUGACCCAAAUUUUACAUGGGAAACUGUUAAGCUCCUUAAUCCUAAAUAGGGCUGUUAUGAUCCACCACAACUGGAUGCUUUCCCAAGCAUUCUUCUUUUUGAUUGCCUACCUCACCCUGUGAAGAAGAGUACAAAUUGGGCAAUUUUGUAUAAAUCUCGAAGUUGGUCUUUCAAGUGCAAUGGUUUUCGAAUUAAACAGAGAAGUAUUAGAUGUUGCACAGCUGAAGUUGAAGUAAUUGAAGUACUGUAUAGUUGGGGAAUCGUUUUAUUUAUUCUUGUUAUUUCUUUUUUAGCCAAUUUUAUGCACUAAUGUUUGGGAAGUAUGUGUUUUUGGGUAAACCUGCAUGAGGUUCUGUUCCCAUUCUUUAAAAUGCUGUUGAUCUCUCUUUUCAUCUCUGAAUUGCACUUCUGUUCUUGAAGAUUUCUCAACUUCUAUUGAU